Molecule: messenger RNA, 2501 nt
Organism: Manacus vitellinus (golden-collared manakin)
Lineage: Eukaryota; Metazoa; Chordata; Aves; Passeriformes; Pipridae
Gene: RECQL
Product: RecQ like helicase
Exons: 16
Coding region: 369-2354 (661 amino acids)
Biological process (GO): double-strand break repair via homologous recombination
Cellular component (GO): cytoplasm; chromosome
Molecular function (GO): 3'-5' DNA helicase activity; nucleic acid binding; ATP binding
Source: RefSeq, a predicted model, not a curated record
CGCUCAGGUGGGACGGGGAUGGAGGACCGGGAUAAGGGACUGGGAUAGGGGAGCGUGUCCCGGCACUAACUCGUGGGCUGGGCGGCAUCGGCCCGGGCUAGGGCUAAACCCGACGUGCCUGAGGAAGCGACAGCGAGAUGCGGAGAGUCCUGCUCUGCCUGCAGGGCCCUGGCAGCCUCUGUCCCUUCCUCCGUCCUUCCCUCCAUCCGUGCUGCUCCGCCCUGCGCCCGAUGAGCGAGUGCUUCUCUGCUUUUCCCUGGUGACCUCCCAGAUUUCCGUAUGGGGGAUUUUGUACCCGGCUGAACUCCCGCUAAGCAGCUGCUUGGUUAAAUAAGGUCUCCCAAGGAUAACAUUGUUAAUCUCCAAAGAUGACAGCUGUUGCAGUGCUAGAGGAGGUGCUGGUUUCUAUUGAGAAUGAGCUGCAAGCAGUGGAGAUGCAGAUACAGGAGCUUGUGGAUAAACAGCAGGAACUCAUUCAAAAGAAGAUGAGAGUGAAGAAUCUGAUAAAACAAUCCUCAGGAGACGUGGAGGCAGGUGGAAGUAAAGACACGGAAACCUCAGCCGAGGCAUGGAACAAAAAAGAUUUUCCAUGGUAUGAGAAGAUAAAAACUGCACUGCAGGGCAAAUUUAAACUCCAGAAGUUUAGGUCACUGCAACUUGAAACAGUAAAUGCUGCAAUGGCAGGAAAGGAUAUAUUUCUUGUCAUGCCUACAGGUGGUGGCAAGAGCCUUUGCUACCAGUUACCAGCUGUCUGUUCUGAUGGUUUCACACUCGUGAUAUGUCCUUUGAUAUCUCUUAUGGAAGAUCAGCUCAUGGUUUUGGAACAGCUUGGUAUUUCUGCAGCUUUAUUAAAUGCCUCAAGCAGCAAGGAGCACGUGAAGUGGGUCCACAGCGAAAUGCUAAACAGGAAUUCACAACUGAAGCUCAUUUAUGUGACCCCAGAGAAGAUUGCAAAGAGCAAGAUGUUCAUGUCCAAGCUGGAGAAGGCUUACCAGGCCGGGUGUCUGGCUCGUGUUGCUGUGGAUGAGGUCCAUUGCUGUAGUCAGUGGGGCCAUGACUUCAGACCUGACUACAAGUCUCUUGGUAUAUUGAAAAGACAGUUUCCCAAUACUCCCUUGAUUGGACUGACAGCAACAGCUACAAAUCAUGUUCUAAAGGAUGCUCAGAAAAUUUUGCAUGUUCAGAAGUGCAUUACCUUUACUGCCUCGUUCAACCGGCCCAACCUGUACUAUGAGGUUCGGCAUAAGCCUUCAAAUAAUGAAGAUUUCAUUGAGGACAUAGUUAAAACCAUUAAUGGAAGAUACAAAGGACUGUCAGGAAUUGUUUACUGUUUUUCUCAGAAGGAUUCUGAGCAGGUUACUGUGAGUUUGCAGAAACUGGGAAUCAAGGCAGGGACUUACCAUGCAAACAUGGAUGCUAAAUAUAAAACCAAAGUUCAUAAAGGAUGGGCAGCAAAUCAAAUCCAGGUUGUAGUGGCAACUGUUGCUUUUGGCAUGGGAAUUGAUAAACCUGAUGUGAGGUUUGUAAUUCAUCAUUCUAUGAGCAAAUCCAUGGAGAACUACUACCAAGAGAGUGGACGUGCAGGUAGAGAUGACCAAAAAGCUGACUGCAUUUUGUAUUAUGGUUUUGGAGAUAUAUUCAGGAUCAGCUCAAUGGUAGUGAUGGAAAAUGUCGGGCAAGAGAAGCUCUAUGAUAUGGUAUCUUACUGCCAAAAUAUGAACAAGUGUCGCCGGGUGCUCAUAGCCCAUCACUUUGAUGAGGUGUGGGAUUCUGCAAACUGCAACAGAAUGUGUGAUAACUGCUGCAGAGAGAACGCAUGUGAGAAGAUGGAUGUAACAGGAUACUGCAGGGAUCUAAUCAAGAUACUUGAGCAAGCUGAAAGCAUGAGUGAGAAACUCACCCCACUGAAACUAAUUGAUGCAUGGUCUGGGAAAGGUGUGUCCAAGUUCAGGGUGGCUGAAGUUACUCCACCAAAGCACCCUCGAGAGGAACUGGAGAGAAUUAUUGCCCAUCUACUGCUGCAGCAGUAUCUGAGGGAAGACUUCAGCUUCACGGCAUUUGCUACAAUAUCCUACCUGAAGGUGGGACCCAAAGCCCAUCUGCUGAGAAACGAGACCCAUGUCAUCACUAUAGAGGGGAUAACAAACAGGAAGAGUGUUCACAAGGUCAAACCAUCUCAACCUUCAAAUUCGAAAGGAAGCAGGGAAAAUGCUCAGACUGUUUCAAAGGCUGUCCAGGAUUCAGUGGGGAAGAAGUUACAGGAGCAUAAGCGGCCUGGCUGUGGGUCUAACUUAAAAGCAAAGAAGCCAAAGCUUGAGGCAGGUGGAGUUGACCAACCAGUGGUUAUUGACUGAGUUUCACAGACUACAUUUAGGAUCUAAUCAAGUUUACUUCUCCAUGGACAAUGCAGUAAGUUCAGUUUGUGCUUUAGUAAUUUCUUUUGCAUUUUUUUUUAAAUAAAAACCAAACAGGGAAACAAGUUAUCUAAAAAAAGUCCAGCA